AUGACGCAUAUUCCUCUCUUUGGUGCUAAGACUCUUGGUCGGAGAAGUCCUGAUGGACCAUUGUUGAGCAAAGCUGAAUUUGUUGAGAAGGUUCGUCAGAGUAACCAGGCCUGUCAUGAUGGAGAUUUUCACACAGCUAUUGUUCUGUACAAUGAAGCCUUGGCUGUUGACCCUCAGAACUGCAUCUUAUACAGCAAUAGAUCUGCAGCCUAUAUGAAAAUCCAGCAGUAUGACAAGGCACUGGAUGAUGCAAUCAAAGCUCGACUUCUCAAUCCCAAAUGGCCAAAGUGAGGAACCUGAGACUCAGAGAAGAUAAGCAAUGAACUCAGGGCCAAACAGCUAGUAAAUGACGGAGCCACAACUAGAUCAGUGAUUACGAA
Odobenus rosmarus divergens (Pacific walrus) is the source of this 380-nucleotide messenger RNA. RefSeq names its product tetratricopeptide repeat protein 28-like. Bases 1 to 291 code for a protein of 96 amino acids. The transcript has 3 exons. The record is from RefSeq and is a predicted model, not a curated record. Gene Ontology annotation, molecular function: Hsp90 protein binding. NCBI's taxonomy places the organism in Eukaryota, Metazoa, Chordata, Mammalia, Carnivora, Odobenidae.